Messenger RNA from Leishmania braziliensis MHOM/BR/75/M2904, 3705 nucleotides. RefSeq lists its product as hypothetical. NCBI's taxonomy places the organism in Eukaryota, Euglenozoa, Kinetoplastea, Trypanosomatida, Trypanosomatidae. The transcript has a single exon. Bases 1 to 3705 code for a protein of 1234 amino acids. Gene Ontology annotation, molecular function: GTPase activity; GTP binding. The record is from RefSeq and is a predicted model, not a curated record.
AUGGAGCGGACGGUGAGUGAGCUCAUAUCGCAGCAGGGCCCUACGCCGCACAUGGGUCAGCUGCGAUGCCUGAUGGAACGUCGUGGCUUGCAUAGUCUCAAAGGCUACAAGAAACGCUUCUGGGUUGUAGAUGAGCGUAAUGGACGGCUAGAGGUGUACAAAAAUGACCAGGAGCACGUUCCCAUACAUGUCUUUCGUGCAGCGGACAUCCGUAACGUUAUCUACGCCGAUGACAAGCAGAACCGCUUCUUCGUGAUGAUGGUACAGACACGCGGGCCACGCGACAUCAAGUUCCGCAUGAGCAGUUUUGAGGAACGCGAGUCCUGGUCCAAGGCGAUUACGCAUAUAAUGGACGUCUACUCUGCCAUCAACAAACACAAGAACGUGCUAGGCAUGGUGUUGCGGCGUGCCAAGACCGUGUCGGAGGCGCUCGGGGUGAACAUCUCGAUUGACAGCGGGCGCCUGCUCGCUGAGGUGCCGGAGGACUUGCUGCAGUACGUUGCCGAGGCUGUCGACAUUGCCUUGGCGAGUGUCACGUCGAUUGCACGCUCCUUCAGUGAGGUAGAAGUGGACAUGCCACGCAGCUACAUCCUCUACGUGCACGCUAUCACUGAAGAGCAAUCACCGCAACAGCCCAAGGAAACUAAGUAUAAUCCGGAAGGGCGCACCAUGACCAUGAACGUGUGUCUUCUCCGUGUGAAGUCAGAACGGGUGAGUUUUUCAGUGACACAACCAGAGGAGGUGUUUCGGCUGGUGCAAUCAAACGUCUUCCGAAAUCCUCUUAUUGAGGGCUGGAUAGAGAGUGAGCCGAACUGUGCGCGUGCGUGCGCUGACAUCCAGGACUACCUCGGGCUGCCUGCAGCGCGGCGUAGCUGGAUCACGUUUCAGUGGGGCCAGCAUCUGAGCGACAGCGCCAAGGUAGAGGCCUUUCUGCAGAGGUUUGUGACAGUGACGUUCUUCAAACGAGCGCUGCAGAGCGUCAGGGAUGCUGUGGUGCGUAUAGAGCGGCUGAUUGCUGACACGAAUGCGCAGGCGACCGCGAAGAGCUUCAUGGGGGGCACCGCUGCCGUUUCAACGCGGGAUGGUGGUGGUUUAUCGCCGUUUAGUGUAUGGCGUCCGGUCACGACUACGGGCGUAACCGUGCAGCCGGACAGCGCUUUUUUUUUCGGCAAUAACGGCACUUCCGCUGCGACUGUGACUGGAGGCUUGAGCGGUGCAGCGGCAAAUGGUAAUGGAGGCGGUGGCUUUCAGAGCAACCAAGCCUCGUUAGCUGUUGUGACAAACAGCGCUGCGGGUGUCGGUUCCGACGCCGCGCUUGCUAUUCAGCUUAUCCGUGAGAAUGUGGCAGGACUGUGCAUCCAGCUGGAUAAACGCGUUGUCGAGAAGGCUACUGUACCACCACCGAUCGUCACAUUGCACGCCUCCGAGUACGAGCAGCACUGCCAGCCCGCGUUCCUGCUGGUGACCAAGUGCCGUCGCGUCUUGCCUCUCAAGCACCGCGUGACGGGCGAUGUGCUAAGUGACGAGCUCUACGAGGUGGGCUACAACGCCUUUCUGCAGCAGCAGCUCAGUCUGCUGCGGAUAGAACUUAAUGGUAUCUUUUACAAGCAGGUGAGGGUGGUAGUCAUGUGGGAUCCCCUCUUUCGCGCUGCCGCAGCCCUGAAGACUCCGAUUAGUAUAGAGGAAUUGCCGCACCUUUUGCGGCACGUGAAGGAUGUUUGUCUAUCUAGGCUACAGCACGUUGUACAGGUUCUGCGCAAUGCACACACCGAUGUGCCUGGGCAUGUGGAGGAUCACAAUUACCUGUACAACGCCUUCUGCAGCUGCGUUGGGACCGUCGUAGUCAACUUCUUGCCGUAUACGGUCAGGAGCGACGCGAGCGUUGUUGAGCCAAAGUUGCAGGCUGGCGUACUUACCGACACGCUCUACUGUACCAAGGAGGAGUCAAUGCCGAGCUUGAUGGCGGUUCUUGGUCACGUCCACCGGGGCGGCAACCCCAAAACGACGCGAGCCUCGCUUCUGGGGACAGGCUCGCACAGCGUUGUCCUGUAUGCGGCCGAGGCAAAGCUUGGGGCAUGGUGCGAAAACUACUUCUCCAACCCUAAGCACGCGAUUCCAGACUCGCGAAUCCAACUUGUGGAGGACGAAUUUGACAGCGACACGGAUGGCACGUCGGUUGGGAUGCUGCAGGACACCGACUUUGGCGAAGCUGUGGCCUACGAGCGUAGCGCUGAGAUUGGACUGCUGACGAUGCAGCGAGUCGUGAACGCCAUCUACGACUCGCAGUGCCAAGCACCGGUGGAUCUGAAGAUCGGCUGCGACGACAUUAUGCGCGCCAUCCACGCCUUCGUCUCCUCCUUUGGCGAUGGCAAGCGACCCAGAAAGCACGAUGUGGCGCGCGUCCUCAUCAUCAACCUUCAGCGCCUGCGCCAAAUGUAUGUGCGUGCAGUGGACGACGAGACCACGUCGCUGCUGACGUUCGAGCAGGCUCGCCAGCUUCUGCGCGACUUCUGCGAAUACAAAACAAACGAACAAUACAUCGAUGUCGCGCUGCGCGAGAUUUCGAAACUGGGGAUAGAGCCAUUGUCGCCGCUGGUGGAAGAGGAAAACAAACGCCGCAGCGAGUUGCACCAGCCGGUGGAAGCGGCGGAAGAGGCAAUCGAUAUUUACGCGACUGACAGCGGCGGCCGGCUAACGGGGAGUAAUAUCUAUGAGUACAGCCCCAACACCCGGGGCCCGAACGCGGUCAACUUUAGCGUCGUGAGCAGUAGCACUCCGGUCGAAGCGGAGAUGGUAAGGCGUGGCAGCAGGCGCUCCUUGUCGCGGCGGCGGUUCCAGAGCAACGGCAAUCGGGUCAGUACCACCGCCCCUUCCCGUUCCAGGGAAAGCCCAUCAGCGGUGACAGAAGGGCCGAUGUCCGACCGCAGUGGCCUGCACAUUCGUCUUUCCUCCUCAGCGUCCGAUGCCUUCGACUUUGCUUCUGUCACAGAGGUAGCGCUGAUGGAGUUACUGCCUCGCGAGGCCCGCCUUGCUCGUCUAGCGUUGCGUGUCGGAUUUGUCUUCGGCCUUGAGAACACGGGCAAGUCACUUAUUAUCAACUCCAUGCGCGGUAUUGCAAGUCCGACAGUGGCGACGGUGGGACUCUCUCAGCAAGUUGUCGCUUUUGACGAAUGGGUGUGGGCGCUGAAUGAGCUUGGCGGCCGUGAGAGCUUCCGCAAUAACUGGCGGUACUAUGCACUCCGCAUCGAAACCGUUCAUUUUCUCGUGUUCGCUCUCGACAUCCUCAACGUGCAAGCGCUGAGCGAGGCGCAGCAGUACUUGAAGGAGGUCACCAAAUACUACCAUGACGCACCGCUGCUUGUCAUCUUCAAUAAUUUUCGAGAAGGACACCGCCACUUUGACAUUGCCGAGUUCGAGUCUCUCAUCGAUCUCGAUAAGCUGCGGAGGCGGCACGGUUCCGAGGUGUUCUCCUGUGUGUGCGACAUCACAGUGGUGCACUCGAAGAACCGACAGCUCCCCCCAAAACUGCGCACCACGCUGCGCAGUCUCGCCAACCUGCUCAUGGCCCGCUCAAAGGAUGAAGAUGGCGGGGACGGGGGACCUCCGCCGGUGCCGAAGGUGAUGACCACUUCCAUCUCCGAAAGCGUGGCGGGUGCUGCAGCUGGCGCUGCAGCAGCUGGUGCUGGUGUAGGGCUCUCGCGUUAG